This is a messenger RNA of Cyphellophora europaea CBS 101466, 741 nucleotides long. RefSeq lists its product as uncharacterized. The record is from RefSeq and is a predicted model, not a curated record. The coding region runs from base 1 to 741 and encodes 246 amino acids. NCBI's taxonomy places the organism in Eukaryota, Fungi, Ascomycota, Eurotiomycetes, Chaetothyriales, Cyphellophoraceae. The transcript has a single exon.
AUGCGUCCCUCUACCUUCCUCCUCCCGCUCCUUCCCUUCGCAUCUCUCGUAGCCGCCACUCCAGCUCCCACCCCCACGCCCAACUGGGAAGCCCUCUCCUCUCUCCUCUCUCGUGUCUCUUCCAACUCUUUACAUGACAUACUCCACCUUCUUUCGCCAAAGUUUCAAGAUGGUGUCUUCCCUCUCGAUGCUGCCGCCAUCGAGCAUGUGCACUCCGAGAAUCACAUCAUGGCCACAAAGCUCGUGCACAUGGCCCUGAAGCGGCAAUCAAACGGAACAGCGACCACUACGUCCGAGCCUCCCCCAGAUCCAACCCAAGAGGAAAGCAUAUCAAGUGAGCUAUCCGACGUUAUCACAGCCACCACAACCCCAGACCCAACAUCCGUGGAGGUUGCGCCUACUACGCCCGCGGGUGCUACUCCGGUUGAGACAGUUGAUGGUGCGGUGGUUUUCAGCACCGUUGGUGGCGGUGUCGUUACUGAGACAUCCCGGAAUGUUGAUGUCAGCUUCACGCGCAGCAGCUCCACACGCCUGAUCUACAGCACGGCGGCUAAUGGCGACGUUGAGACGCUUACAAGUGUGGUCGUCGUCAACGCACCGGUGACGGGCAGUCCAGACAGCGAUGCAGCCGGUGCUGCGGCCACCUCAAAUCCGGGACUGCAAGAUAGUGCUAUCGCUGCAAAGGUGUCCGGCUUAAUGCUUGCAGCUGCGGGCUUGGGAGCUAUGGCGUUUGUACUGUAA